This is a messenger RNA of Tetrahymena thermophila SB210, 1113 nucleotides long. RefSeq names its product spermidine synthase. Gene Ontology annotation, cellular component: cytosol. Lineage: Eukaryota; Ciliophora; Oligohymenophorea; Hymenostomatida; Tetrahymenidae. Gene Ontology annotation, molecular function: spermidine synthase activity. The record is from RefSeq and is a predicted model, not a curated record. The transcript has a single exon. Gene Ontology annotation, biological process: spermidine biosynthetic process.
AUGAAUUGUUAACUAUUUAAUAGAUAGAAAUUAGGUAAUUCGAUAUUUUUAGACUUUAAAGAUAUAGAAAAUUUGGAAUCAAGCAACUUAGAAAUGCUUCUUCGUAUUUUUGAAAAAAUUAUUUUAACCUUAUUUUAAGAAGAAAUCCUCCGUCCUAAGAUAAUUUAAUCAGAUCAUGGCAAAAAUUUUGCAUAUUUACUUUCAAAUGGAGUUUGCAUUAUGAUAUAUACCUGGGAAUAAUAAAAAAAUUUAGCAAUAAGUUAUUACGAUCCUACAACUAAAUCUGAUUAAAAUGCUAAGCUAUUAGAAGAAGCUGCUUGUGAGUGGCUUGGCUGGCAAAACUGUACAUCAAAUAUUUCAUUAACUAGAGGUGAAAAAUGUAAACUAAUAUGUAAUGAAAGUGAAAAUAAGAGUGAAAUCUUGUUUAACUCUAAAUUAAUUUAUAGGGAAAUGACACCUUAUUAAGAGCUCAGGGUUUAUGAUACUUUAUAAAUGGGCAGAAUAUUAUUAUUAGAUGAUAUGGUACAAAUUACUUAAGAGGUAGAAGAUAAUUAUACUAUUGAUAUGGUAGCAGGAGUAGUUAAUAAAAAUCAAAACAAAAUAUAUGACCAUAUUUUGAUUAUUGGUGGUGGCGACAUGCUUAUUGCUAACUAUUUGCUUGAGAAGUUUAGCGAUGUUGUAUAAAAAAUUACAAUUUGUGAAAUUGAUCAACGAGUAAUUGAGGUUGUUAAAACUUACUUCUUUGACUCUAAUUUAGUAAAUGAAAGUAUUGAAAAAGGUAAAUUAAAUAUUGUGUAUUAAGAUGGAUCUUUGUAUGCCAAAGAGUUAGCAGACCAAGGAAAAUAAGUUGACGGUGUUAUUAUAGAUUGCACUGAUUUUCUUCCAGAAGGUGGAGUAUCUAGCUCAUUAUUUACAGAAGAAUUUUACAUAAAUAUAACAAAAUGUUUAAAAAAUGGGUGUUUCUUUUCUUAACAACUUUCUUACAAUGAAAUGAUUCCAGUAUCCAAGGCAAAAUGGGAUAAGUUAGGUUUAACAAAUUACAAUAUUAUUUUAAGUAAGACUCCUGAAUAUGGAGAAAAUUUACCUAUCGCUUAUGUUUAAAAAACAUAGUGA